AUGAACAACUACGUUGGCGGUGGCUACUUGCUUGCGCCGCCCACUAGUGGUAUUGCGGGCUAUGCAUCGCGCAUGUACAACACGGACGAUGACCAGGAGGCGCUAGACGACUUGGUAAUUUCUGCGGAGAUCCUGCCGGCAAAUGCCAUCAUGCUGAAUGUCUUCAGCGGCAGUCGAUCUUGCAUUAGUGAUACCACCGGCUAUGCAAUGCCGGGAGACCUCGAAACGGCGCUUGUGUUGGGAUAUCGUUCCAACCAGCCAUUCAAGAUUCCCGUGCCCGCACAAUGCGAGCUGAGCUUUGCCCGGCAGGAUAUUCUCAAGCGCCACAUACAAAGUCAGCAUGAGGAGAAAGCUUCCCAGGUGUUAUGCGUGGUUUGUAACAAGCAUGUACGACCGAGGAGUCUUCCAGCACACCGGCUCGGUACAAAGCACAAGAACGCGCAACAUGUGGCCGCACAAUAUGUGGCUGCAGAAAUUCGGCACGCCACCAUCGAAUACUUGCGAGCAUUCGCUGAGCGCGCCCCAACGCCAAAUUGUCUUGACGCGAUCGCUGAUCCGGUACAGCUGAUUGCGUGGGCAUUUGUCAAAUUCAAUCCCUGGGGAACACAGAACAAUCGCUGGAUCAAUUUCGCAGAGCCUCCCAAUCCACCAAUAAAGGUUUCUAAGGAGUACACCGCGCUGAAAGCCACGGUUUACAACAAAUUACUCAAUCUUCUGGCCUCUGGGAACGCUCUCAGCGACAAGGCACUUCCCGACGCUUUGAGCAUCUUGACCGUGUUGGACGCCAUGACGGACGGCUUUGAGGCCGGAGUGAGGCACUGUCGAGCUCAGGUCCGCUUGAAGUGCUCGCAGAUCUUCAGUCCAGCAGAUGCUGAGAGAUGGGUACAAGAGGAGCCCUCGGCGGAAGCCUUCGAUACUGCCACAUCCAGAGGUAUCAGUGAGGGCUCAAGGCAAUCCAGCCGGCACGUCAUCAGAUUACUCCUGAAGCUGAUGCGCAGAGCAGCUGUGGACAUUAUAUAUAUGCCCUUUCAAGAUCAAGGCGUGUCGGUGUGGAACCGAUUCGAUUCUCUCACCCAUGCCCAGUGGGCGGGCCAUUAUGAGCCACAAUUGCGGGAAAUAGAGUCGCUCGCUCACGCGAUACCAGGCGAAUGA
Molecule: messenger RNA, 1152 nt
Organism: Cercospora beticola
Lineage: Eukaryota; Fungi; Ascomycota; Dothideomycetes; Mycosphaerellales; Mycosphaerellaceae
Source: RefSeq, a predicted model, not a curated record